AUGAAAAAAUUAGAAAGGGAAAAUUUGAAGCGAACUAAAGCUGAGAGGGAAAUCGAUAAGUAUAUAAGCAAAGACGCAACAGCAAUAAAAAUACAAGUCUGUGAGGAAAAGAAAAUAGAAAAGCCUGCUCAGAUAACACCAGAUAAAGCUUUGGAAAAAAUCAAGAAGCAUUUAAGAAAUGAGCACACUUAUAAAAAAUCAAUCAAUCUUUUAUCAAAACUUAUAAGAAAGCAUCAUACCAAAUUUUCAAUAGAAGAAAUAUUAGAUUGCUUACUCCCCCCUCCGUAGGUGAACAAAACCAUUGCAAAAAUUGCUAUUUUUUGCCCAAAAAACCCACCCUGCGUGAACAAACAAAAUUUUUUUUAUGAAAAAAGAUUUUUAUAUAUAAGUGAUAAUAAGUAUAAUGAAAUCUCGAGCUAAUUCUGUUUAAUUUUAAACAAACUGCGUUUUAAAGUAUAAAUUUUAUAAAUUAAAUUAAUAUUUGCUUCCCAAUUUUUGCAAAUUAGGAUUUUUUUAAAAUUUCGAAAAAAAAAAUUUUUCUAUAAAAUUUAUAUAUAAAUUUUUUUGUUCACUCAAGGAGGGGGAGUUAGAAACAAUUUAUGAAUCAGGAUUUAUAAAUAAUCCACCCCAAGACCAAACUAAAGAAAUUUUUAGAUUUGUAUUCGAAAAUUAUCAAGAAUCCAUUCCUGAAGAAAAGAAAUUGACUUUUGAAAGGUGAAUGUUUUUGGCUGACACAAUAAAUACAAUUCACACAGAUGAUUCUUAUGUUUUCCAUAAGAACAUAAAGUUUAUGAGGGAAAAGUUGGAAGAAUUAAGCGAAGAAAGUAAAGAUUGAAAUGAGAUUUAUUAUAAAGCACUAUUAGGCUUAGAAAAAUUUAAAAAAAUCGAAUGAAGCAAAACUGCAAUUCAAAAACUUAUUGAAGAUACCUAUGAAAAGAAAAAUAUUUUUACAGAGGCACAGCAAGAAACUUUAUUGAAAUUGAGGGCUAUUGAGCCGAAAAGAGCAGUUGAAAGUGAAAGGAUUAGAGAUAUAUUAGAUGCUCCAAAAGAAAUAACAGAUAACCGCGAUGAAGUUAUCAUAGUAAAUGGCUUGGACUCUUGGUCCUUGAGACAAGCUGGAGUAUAA
This is a messenger RNA of Blepharisma stoltei, 1126 nucleotides long. NCBI's taxonomy places the organism in Eukaryota, Ciliophora, Heterotrichea, Heterotrichida, Blepharismidae. The record is from the annotation of a GenBank genome assembly.